Molecule: messenger RNA, 2660 nt
Organism: Nelumbo nucifera (sacred lotus)
Lineage: Eukaryota; Viridiplantae; Streptophyta; Magnoliopsida; Proteales; Nelumbonaceae
Product: adenylate isopentenyltransferase-like
Biological process (GO): cytokinin biosynthetic process; tRNA modification
Cellular component (GO): mitochondrion
Molecular function (GO): tRNA dimethylallyltransferase activity
Source: RefSeq, a predicted model, not a curated record
UUCACAUCGCAAUUCCGUUUCUCUCUAGAAGUGCAUAGUUUCCUACUCUCUCCCCCUCUUGCGUAUUCGAAGCUCAGCUAGUUUCUUCCUAUGAAACUUGUAAUUCCCACGGGAUACUGCACUAAAGCUCGGUCCCUCGGUCUCUUCCCGGCGAUCAAACCCGUGGGACCGAGAUACAGGUGGGCCCGCAUGGAGUCCACCAACCGUCAACAGUGGCGAAAGGACAAGGGAAAGAUGGUUGUCAUCAUGGGCGUAACCGGUUCGGGCAAAUCUCGCCUCUCCAUCGACCUUGCUACUCGAUUCCCCGCCGAGGUCAUCAACUCCGACAAAAUGCAAGUCUACAAAGGUCUCGACAUUACCACCAACAAGAUGCCAAUGCACGAGCGUCUCGGCGUUCCCCACCACCUCCUCGGGGUGGUCGACUCGUCCUAUGGGGAGUUCUCGCCUUCCGACUAUCGCCUAUUCGGCGCCUCUGUCAUAUCUUCUAUCUGUGCUCGCCGCCGAUUACCCCUAGUUGUGGGUGGCUCGAAUUCGUUCAUUUACGCACUACUCUCGGAUCGAUUCAAUCCAGAUUCAGAUGGAUUAAACUCGGUCUCCGCCGAUUUACGUUACAACUGCUGCUUUCUUUGGGUGGAUGUGUCAUUAACAGUUCUAUACGAGUACCUGUCCCAGCGGGUGGACGACAUGCUCGCCGCAGGUAUGGUUGAGGAGUUAGCCGAGUUUUACGAUCCGGAGGCGGAGUCAGACCCAAAGCGCGACCAGGUGGGGAUAAGGAAGGCAAUCGGCGUACCGGAGUUCGACAGAUAUUUUCGGAAGUUCCCGCCGGGAGGACAUUUUAGAAGCACGGACAUCGAGAGAGAUGGGGCUAGGCGGGAGCUUUUCGAGGAGGCGGUAAAAGCAAUCAAGGACAACACAAAUCAGCUAGCGAAGAGACAGUUGAAAAAGAUCAUGCGGCUGAGAUCGGCCGGGUGGGACUUACGGCGGUUAGACGCCACGGAGGCGUUCCGGGCGGUAUUAGCGUCAGAUACCGGCAAGUCGUCAGAAAUUUGGGAGGAGGAGUUAUUGGGACCGAGCGUGAAGAUCGUGAAUCGCUUCUUGGAGGAGUAGUUUUCCUUCCCCAACUUCUUCCCCACUCUUCAAACUUGAUUUCUUGCGCUUCCUUUCUCUCUCCACCCUAACCCAACCCACUAUUUUUUCAUUUUUCGUUUUUUUCUUUUGUUAAUUUUCAUCCUACUCAGCUGUCAGAAUCAUCAGCCCUUUCCUCCUGAGUCCUGGCCGCCACACCACCCCAAAAGCCACUUGGCCCUCCCAAAUGGGAGUCCGGAUCUGCUCCUCACAAUGGGGCGCCUCAGACCGUCCUCACAUCGGCUGGUUGAGCCACGCGUCCUGGGUUCGUGUGAGAGCAAAACACGAGCGGAGGGUUGCAUUUGGCGCCCAAAACAUUCAUACCCUUCUUCGUCUAAAGCUUCGAUGUUCAAAUAGUACUUUAAUCCCGACAUCAUUUGUCUCUCUUCUCAUAACCUCUCUAAGAACACUAGAUAGACAUUGUCUCUGAUUCGCUCUUCUUUUUUUGACUUCUGUUAAAUUCCUUCACAUCUUAGAUUUCAAUUCUUCCUCCAACCUUUCUUUCAAACCCAAUAGCUACCGUCAAAAACAACACAAACCCACAAACAACAACGCCUACAACAAAGCUGGAAGGUCUUUACAUCCACGGUGCCAACAUGACUGAGAGAAAUAGCUUAAUAAUCGAGAGAAAAAGCAAUACGGAAGAGAAGACACUGUAUUGGGUUAAGUGGGUUGCCUGAAAUCUCAAUUCUUAUAUGAAUGUGUGCUUUGGUGUGGCUACAUAGAAGUGCAACAGGAUAGGUGUGCUGCGUCUUUGAAAGGUGAUGGGUAAUAAAGUUUCUACUUCUUAAUAUCAGGACUAAAGUCCUCCCUCCCUCCGUCCGUCCCUCCACUGGUUGCAAUCAUAUUUUCGGCGGUCAUUUGCGAGAUGAGAUUCUGGAAAUAGUAGUCAAUGGGAGUACUCUAUAGUUGAAAAAGAGAAAAACAAAAAACCCCAACGUGAGAGAGAUUUCUCAACUGCCUUUUAUUCUUAGGAUUUUGGGAGAGAUUUACGUAGAUUUGAUUCGUCGGUGUCUAUUCUCGCCGGUGAGACUAAUUCCUGCCGGAGAGAUGAGAGGUUUGGGUCAUGACCUGAAGAAAAAAAGGGUUUGAAUCCUUCGUGAAGAGAAAAGAACAGGGGUGAGAGAUUUGGACAGGUAAAAAAAGAAAAUAAAAAACAGAACCGCACGAGUCUCGUCUCAUUGGUGACCGCCGGAGAUGUGAUUGCAACCGGUGGAGGGAGGGACGAGGGCUUUCAGUCUUUACCUGAACAGAGCAGAUGCGAGAUGCGGGGGUGAAUGUGAUUGCUACAGUUAAUGACGCAUGCUCCCCCCUCCGCUCGUGUUUUGCUCCCACACGACCCCGGAGAUGCGUGGCGCAACCAACUCUUGUGAGGACGGUUUGAGGCGCUCCGUUGUGAGGAGCAGAUCCAGACUUUCCAAAUGGACCUUUGGCUUCGGUCCAGUUUAGAUCCGGUUCAAUCCGCAUGCCAAAACCAAACCAGAUAAUUUCCUUUAGGCUGCGUUUGUUUGCGAUACAAAUGCUGAACGGGGGUA